Messenger RNA from Ixodes scapularis (black-legged tick), 1218 nucleotides. RefSeq lists its product as uncharacterized. Lineage: Eukaryota; Metazoa; Arthropoda; Arachnida; Ixodida; Ixodidae. The transcript is spliced from 12 exons. Gene Ontology annotation, biological process: membrane protein ectodomain proteolysis. The record is from RefSeq and is a predicted model, not a curated record. The coding region runs from base 1 to 1218 and encodes 405 amino acids. Gene Ontology annotation, molecular function: metalloendopeptidase activity.
AUGCCCAAGCUCGAACCGUUUCUCGGAGAGAGCAAAGAACAGGUUCCUGACAUCGUCAACAUACACAACAACACUGUGGAGGUUUUCCUUCGCAUGUUCCCAGGUGUAUUCUCCAAGGGACUGAAGCUGUUCAAGAAAGUGGAAGCCAAGAUUGGCGUCCCAGCGCAUCCCCACCACAUGGGAAUAACAAUUGUAGCCGAUACGGCUUUUAAAAAUGCACAAGCUGAAACUGGUUACGAUCAGCAUUUGUACUUACAAACUUUAGUGGACACGAAACGACCUCAAGCGCAAGCUCUUUGCCCCAGGGCACAUCACGGCGGCUCAAGCUCUCGCGCAUUAAAAGUAAACCUAUAUUUUGCGGAACUGAGAUGCUCCAACGUCAAGCAUGUCUUAAUACAAGUUGUAAAUUCGACCGCUGAAGACGAAUCAAUAUUCGAGAUAUUUAAAAACACUACCAAAAGCAGUGGAAGGUCUCUGGAUCCUCACCUAACUCUCGGAAUGUUCAGGGAAUGGGCAACUAAUCAAAGUUUCUUUAACAAUAGUGAUGUCGUUUAUUUGAUAACAAGUCACAAAAUUUCCGACUUUGUCAUGGCGUACCGACGGGAGAUGAAAGCCGCGUCUUACGCCUUCGGGGUGUGUUCGAGACGGAGGGUGGCACUCAGCUCGGAUGACGGCAAGUCAUUUUCGGGCGUUCCCGCUGCAGUUCAACAAAUCGCCAACUUGUUGGGAGUUGACUGGGACGAUGAUAGGAAUAAGGAGGGCUGUACUCCUCAGGAUGGUCAUGUGAUGAGCAGAAAUGGUGAACCCACCCAGUAUCCAACCUUCUCAGAAUGCAGCAAAGAUUCGUGGGACGAGCAGAUUCAGAUGUCUCUUAGCCUACAGCCAUGCUACAAGUUGAACGUGUCCCUGAUAUCCACUACAGAGAGCAGAACACCGUAUACAUUUUGUAACUGCACGGAGCCAUGCAACCAUAUUACUGAAGAAAGUGAGAACACUGUACUCAAUGUGCCAUCAGAAGCGAGAGAAGAUUCCAAGACCCUGGAUAUCUGUAAAACUAGUUGUUGCCCAGAUUACAACGAACAGUUUCAUGAAAUGUCAAAAGGAGCUCCGGAUGGAAUGCUAUGUGGAUCGCAUCAGGUAUGUCUUCAGCAAGUGUGCGUCAACCUGCCGCAACAAAGGAGCGCAGUUAGCACAGUUCCAACGGAUAGUGACACGUGA